Molecule: messenger RNA, 286 nt
Organism: Pyricularia grisea
Lineage: Eukaryota; Fungi; Ascomycota; Sordariomycetes; Magnaporthales; Pyriculariaceae
Exons: 1
Coding region: 1-279 (92 amino acids)
Source: RefSeq, a predicted model, not a curated record
AUGGACAUGAGGGUUGAGUGGAGAGUCACUUUCGAACCUCCGGAGGCAACCCGGCUUGCCCGGUCCCCUCUUCUCUCGGGUGGACCUCUGGGUUUCCCAGAGUCGCGGCCGGCGAACUGCCUUUUCGUCAUCUCCAUUGGCUCCGGUCCAGAGGCUGAGUUGCGGGUGGCCCACCAUCCGUCCCUCGUGGGCUUGGCUAAUGCCGUGUUGGGAACAUCAGACCUGGUGCUUCUUGACCUAAACCAGCUCGAUCCAGACGACCAAGACGCUCACUUUUGAGGAGGGG